GUUACACCGUGAGAGGGAGUGGGGGGGAGAGAGAGAGAGAGAGAGAGAGAGAGAGAGAGAGAGAGAGAGAGAGAGAGAGAGAGAAAAAAGAGUGAGAUUCAAGCGUCGGUGCGGGCUUACAAAGUGCCCUUUUCGUGUUUCCGGUGAGGCGCAGCAGUCGUCUCCUCCGCAAAACACUCCCUAGUGGUCGUGGGCUUUUUAACAUCAAAAAAAAGAAGCCCCAAAAAGUUGGAGCUUACCGGUGUGCGCGCAAGGGGACUUCUAUAACAUGUCGGGGAAUAAGGACACCGACGGCGGCUGGAGGAGCUUUGUGUGGAAUUCCGAGAAGAAGGAGUUUCUGGGGAGAACCGGCGGCAGUUGGUUCAAAAUCUUUUUGUUCUACGUUAUCUUCUACGGAUGCUUGGCGGCCAUCUUCGUGGGGACCAUUCAGGUGAUGUUGCUCACCCUGAGCAACUACAAGCCCACCUACCAGGAUCGCGUGGCCCCCCCAGGUUUGUCCCAUACGCCGCGCUCUGAAAAGUCCGAGAUUUCAUUCAGCAUGAGCGACCCAACCUCGUACGAGAAGUACGUGGAUAGCAUUGGCAAGUUCCUCAAGCUCUACGACGACGAUCGCCAAACUGACCUGAUGAAAUAUGAAGACUGCGGAGACUCUCCGCAGCCGUACCGCGAACGCGACAGCCUGGAGAGCGACCAGGGCCAGCGCAAGGCCUGCAGCUAUAAGAGGUCAUGGCUGGGAGACUGCUCGGGCAAGACCGACACCACCUACGGCUUCCAGAAGGGAUCCCCUUGCAUCAUCGUCAAACUCAACAGGAUUGUCAAUUUCAGGCCCAGGGCUCCCGACGUGAAUGCCUUGCCCGGGCCUCUUCAGAGCCGAGUACAGCCCAACUCUGUGCCCAUUUUCUGUAAGAACAAGCGCGACGUGGACGCGGACAAGAUCGGCGAGAUCAACUACUUCGGCUUCGACGGCAGCUUCCCGCUGCAGUACUACCCGUACUACGGCCGCCUGCUGCACCCCAACUACCUUCAGCCGCUGGUGGCCAUCCAGUUCACCAACGUCACGUUGGGCACGGAGGUGCGCAUCGAGUGCAAGGCGUACGGCGCCAACAUCGAUUACAGCGACAAGGACCGCUAUCAGGGACGAUUCGAUGUCAAGUUGACCAUCAACUCGUGACCUCUUCGGUCGGUUCGUCAGUCGGCGCGCACUCCUCACCACCACCACCCCCCUCACCUCCACCA
Molecule: messenger RNA, 1236 nt
Organism: Hippocampus comes (tiger tail seahorse)
Lineage: Eukaryota; Metazoa; Chordata; Actinopteri; Syngnathiformes; Syngnathidae
Gene: atp1b1a
Product: ATPase Na+/K+ transporting subunit beta 1a
Exons: 7
Coding region: 269-1171 (300 amino acids)
Biological process (GO): sodium ion export across plasma membrane; intracellular sodium ion homeostasis; intracellular potassium ion homeostasis
Cellular component (GO): sodium:potassium-exchanging ATPase complex
Molecular function (GO): ATPase activator activity
Source: RefSeq, a predicted model, not a curated record